Messenger RNA from Salarias fasciatus (jewelled blenny), 1054 nucleotides. RefSeq names its product DNA-directed RNA polymerase II subunit RPB3. The transcript has 9 exons. Gene Ontology annotation, cellular component: RNA polymerase II, core complex. Bases 67 to 894 code for a protein of 275 amino acids. Gene Ontology annotation, biological process: transcription by RNA polymerase II. Gene Ontology annotation, molecular function: protein dimerization activity. The record is from RefSeq and is a predicted model, not a curated record. Lineage: Eukaryota; Metazoa; Chordata; Actinopteri; Blenniiformes; Blenniidae.
CGGUUUCGGCUCGGUGAAGUGAACUCGUGUUUUUCUUUAACCUUUUUGAGUCUUUUCGCUUCUAAAAUGCCGUAUGCUAACCAGCCCACGGUGAAAAUCACAGAGCUCACAGACGAAAAUGUCAAAUUCGUCAUUGAAAACACGGACCUGGCGGUGGCAAACUCUAUCCGGCGAGUCUUCAUGUCAGAAGUUCCCACAAUAGCCAUCGACUGGAUCCAGAUUGAUGCCAAUUCCUCGGUGCUGCACGAUGAGUUCAUCGCACACAGAGUCGGCCUCAUACCGCUCACCAGCGACGACAUCGUGGACAAAAUGCAGUAUUCUCGGGACUGUACCUGCGAUGACUUCUGUCCGGAGUGCUCUGUGGAGCUCACGCUCGACGUUCGGUGCACCGAGGACCAGACGCGUCACGUCACUUCGCGCGAUCUGCUGUCCAGCAACCCGCGAGUCAUUCCGGUGACCUCCAGGAGCCGAGACAACGACCCCAACGACUACGUAGAGCAGGAUGACAUCCUGCUGGUGAAGCUCCGGAAAGGUCAGGAGCUCCGCCUCCGAGCGUAUGCCAAGAAAGGCUUCGGUAAGGAGCACGCCAAGUGGAACCCGACGGCGGGCGUGUCCUUCGAGUACGACCCCGACAACGCUCUACGGCACACCGUGUACCCGCGACCAGAGGAGUGGCCGAAGAGCGAAUACUCCGAAAUCGAAGAGGAUGAAGUCCAGGCUGCCUACGACCCCAACGGGAAGCCCGAAAGGUUUUACUACAACGUGGAGUCGUGCGGCUCGCUGCGACCGGAGACCAUCGUCAUGUCGGCGCUCGCCGUCCUGAAGAAGAAGCUGAGCGACCUGCAGACGCAGCUGAGCCACGAGAUCCAGAGCGACGUGCUCACCAUCAACUGAGCACCUCCGUCCCGUCUGGAGCGUCUCGCUCAGCCGAUGGGUUCAGCGUGUCUGGAACUGGAGCUGCGUGAUUAAAAUCAAUGAGUUAGAUAUCUUUGCGUCUGUAAUGUUUGAAACUUUUUUGUGUUCUGUUCCUUUUUAAAUAAAUCUGAUUUGUGAA